Messenger RNA from Ruditapes philippinarum (Manila clam), 5773 nucleotides. Its product is annotated as Krueppel-like factor 6. The transcript has 3 exons. Bases 226 to 1251 code for a protein of 341 amino acids. Gene Ontology annotation, molecular function: DNA-binding transcription factor activity, RNA polymerase II-specific; RNA polymerase II cis-regulatory region sequence-specific DNA binding. The record is from RefSeq and is a predicted model, not a curated record. NCBI's taxonomy places the organism in Eukaryota, Metazoa, Mollusca, Bivalvia, Venerida, Veneridae. Gene Ontology annotation, biological process: regulation of transcription by RNA polymerase II.
UUACUUUUAACAUGUACAUUGACUGGAUGAAUCAUGGUGAAUGGGUAGAGAUGAAUUAAAUUUCUUUUAUUUGUGAUUCGCUUCAUGGUUUUGAUACAUUACAUAGACAGAUAAGUAGUUAACCAUUUGCUGUAAAGAACUGUCAACUGGCUGGAUGUUUUAAGCGGCAAUUUACCGCAAUAUUAAAAUUUUGCGACGGCAUUGCUGUCGAAAUAAAUUACAAACAUGGAUAUUUUACCAAGUGGGAAUAUAUUUCGAGAAUUACAAGUAGUGCACGACACUGGCUACUUUUCUGCUCAAGCAUCACUGGAGGACCGUUGGCAACAGAAUUGCCUGGAGAUGGAACGGUACCUGAAAAACGAGCCAAAACUUACAUCUUUCAAAAAACUCAAGGAUGCAAAAUUAGAACCCAGGCAGGCAUGGGUAGACUCAAAUCCGCCUACUCCGUGUUCAUCAGUGGAUCAGGAAAAUUCAGAAAACUUGACAGGAUUAAAUGAUGAUAAUGACGAUUUAUUAAUUCCAGAACCGCUCCUCAGUGAUGGAGAGGAGGAUGAUGAUGAUCUAGCUGAAACCGAAUCAGUUGAUCGUCUUGCAGAGUUAGCGCACCUGAAUCUAAAUGAUAGAACUGCAGAUAAUCUUAGUUUAAAUAGCUUUAGUUCCUCAAGUAGUGGCGUUUCAUGGGAUUCAAACAUGUCAGACCCUCCUCUUUCACCAAUUCAGCCGAAAUCCAACGAUCCAUUUGCGUUACGACUUGUAGCGGGACCAGGUCGUACACACAUGGUUCAAAUGCGUGUUCAUUCAGCCGACGUUUUACAUAAGCAACAGCGUCUGCUUGUACCAGGACAUAGUGCUAAUCGUUCACGACCUUACACCACUCAAAAUGUAGGUCAAGGACAAAUCCAAGGUCAAACAUUGACACAAAGACCCCCUUUGCCAAGUUCAGUUCGCCAGUGUGAUAUGAGUCCAGAUUCAAAAAGGAGAAACCACAAGUGUCCAUAUAAUGGAUGUAAAAAAGUGUAUACAAAAAGUUCUCAUCUCAAAGCACAUCUGCGAACACAUACAGGUGAAAAACCAUAUUGUUGUAGCUGGGAAGGUUGUGAGUGGAGGUUUGCAAGAUCAGACGAGCUUACACGUCACUACAGAAAACACACAGGGGCCAAACCAUUCCGCUGUCGAUUUUGUGACCGGUCGUUUAGCCGGAGUGAUCAUUUAGCUCUUCACCUCAAAAGACACGCAACAUCAGACUUGUAAUGUGAUCUUAAUUAGGACUCCUUUUUUAAAUUGUUCAUACAUUUCCAUUAAAAAAGUUUCAUGGAAACUGUGUAAUCAAAAACUGACAUGUUUUCUGAUGAAAUGAAGUGACGAAAAUCUUAUAAUGUCCACGGAUGUUCAUGAUUAUUGUUAUUUUCUUUCGAGGUUGACUUCAUCAGUCGUAAACUGUUGUCUCCUACAAGACUAUUGCACUAAUGUUUAUUACACGCGUUACAUAUAAUAUAAUUCAUAUGGUAACGUGUAUUCAAAACUGUAAUGUGAUAUACUGUAUGUGACUCAAAACCUAAUCAGGGCCAUCACAUGACCCUUUAACCUCAGCACAUAUGUGUCUCGUCUUGUUUUGCGAUGCACCGACUUAAGGCUUUACGAUUAAUGUUCAGUAAAACAAUCAAGCACUAUGGUGAGCGUGCAUGUUCGUUUGUGAGCUUUGACUUCAUUUAAUGCCAGUAACGGAAAGAAGUGUCAGUAAUUAGUAUCCGUUAUUAGUAGCGGAUAAUUUUAGUGGCGUGUGCAUUAUAUACGGAUCGUGUGAUAUGGAACGAUUAUUAUUUUCAUGAUUAUUAUCUCUUUAUUAUUUGCUAUGCGUUAUUAAAUUAAGCAAAAAAAAACUUUAUUUAAAUUCCAACCAAAGCAUUUGUGAUAGAAGGACUUGAACCAUUGCAAAGGUGGCUCCGAAAAUAAAUGUCAAGAAAAACCGUCUGCAGUGAUGUGACAACUUCUUCAACCCCGAAGUGUGAAACAGCAACUUCCUUACAAAGAGAUACACCAAACAUUCUAAGAUUCAAGAUUCAUGAAAAUACAAUAUAGAAAAAACAUCUUUAUAGAAUAUUCCUUGUUUUAGAAAUGCUGUUACAGAAAUUUCUUAUAUUUUUUCAUCAUUUUUAAUACACACUUUAAAAGGAAAUGAAAUUGAAUUACAUUUAUGAAUUUAUAAUAUUUUUUCUUAAUAUUAAUUUUGUUUAAAUGAACAAAAUAACAAAUGUCAUUGCAUGUAAUGAAACAAAGUUUAUCUGCUUUUCUACUUCUAUUAUAGUUUAUUUACUUUCUAAAAUUACCUAUAUUAUAUAUUUUAUAAAAGGACUGGUUCCUUACUAUUAUUGGGCAGUUGAUGCAAUUAUAUGCAAAAUUUUGGAAGGAAAAGAUCUGAACAGGUUUUGUAAGACAUGAUUUGAUUGGUUAAUCACAUGUUGAUUAUGAAUCCAUGCAACUUUUGUAUUUAUUGAACUAUCAUGGAAACCACUAUGCUGUAUUGUUAAAACAGAUGGUUCCCAUUUCUAAUUGACACUGCAAUGUCUUGAUAAAACUUUAAAUGCUGGAAACAAGUGGACUGGUUCUAAAUUUAGUUUUUUACCAUGUAUAAAGUCUACAUUGUAUACUGAAAAAAAUGAGAACCAGUUCACAGCAAUAGCAUAAUGAAUGGUCCCCAAUUCAUAAGAUGUAAUACCAGGAACCAGUGAAUGGCAUAAUCUUUUUUGAACCUCUUAAAUUUACAGGCUUGCAUUACAAAAUGUUUUUUAUAUACAACUUUUUGCUAAAACUAUUACAUCAAUUUACAAAUGAAAGAAAAAAGCAUAGACAUGUAAGAGAUUGUAACAGAGGUCAAGGUCGAAGUCAAGGUCAUACAGUCCGAAGUCAAGGUCAUACAGAUAAUCAUGUAGAAAAAUUGUUCCGAAUGACAUUUCUGUCUCGUAUUCUCUUUUUUUCAUGUUUAUUUGCUUCUUACUUACUCUCAAAUAUGUUUCCAUAGUAACCAACACAAGAUUUUUUUUUAGAUUGUGAAAUUCAACUAUAAUUUUUGUAUUUAUUUGAAUGUAUAAAUUUGCUUGCUUGUUUAAAAACGUUUAUAAUUUUAAAAAAAAUAAGUUUAUUACUUUUAGUUGAUAAUGAAAUUUGCUAAUUUAUUCAGACAUAUUUCAAAUGAUAAAAUUUUGUCAAUUUUUGUUUUUUUAUCAAGAAUGAUUGAGAUUUUAAAAAAAAACAACAAAAAACAAAAAAACUUUCUUUUCUUUUUAAUCUUACUUGGACAUAUAUUUGAAAGUAAGGUCUUGAAAAGGCUUUUUGCUUAUUUCUACAUUUAUAACCUUUUUUAUUUCAUUAAAUUUUCUUCAUAAAAUUUAUGUAUUAUAUUACUUGGGGUAAAAUACAGUAACCAUUAACCAUUAUGCUACAAAUGUACUCGUCGUCUAAAACCAAUACUUGCACAAGUUAUCAAAAUAUGGCACAUAAUUAUACAUGUAGUAUAUACCAUGUAUUGAAAUUCAUUAUCUAUAUAUAUAUUAUACAAUCUUUAUUUUAAAAAAAAGGUUUUGAAUAUAAACUGUAAACUGUUUUCGGUUAGAUAUUUGAAAACUUAACUGGCAAUUCUGAGAUUCGAAAUUUCAAAUUGUCCGGGUUUUUUUUUUUUAUAUCCGUAUAUUAAUCCUAUAAUACAAGGUGUAAUUCUAGCUGGUCAUGUUAACUUUUCUUUUCAUUUUGUUGUACUUUUCAUUAUUAUUUGUUUCUAUGACGACAAAUUUAGAUAUUAUGUAAUGUCUGUGAUAAAUUUUGUAUAGAAGUGUUAUUCUUUUGUUUUUUUGCAAAUUAUAUAAUAAACAAAAACACCUUACUUGUGCAUGUUCUGUGAAUGCAUGCUAUUCUGAUAUCUUAUUUCUAAGCUUUUUCUCUAGUAUGAAAUAUGUUUUUUGAAGAUUAUAUUACCUUGGUGGUAACUAGCUGAUUUUUAAGACCUAAGUACAUUUAUUUACAUGAAAGCCGAAAGCACUAGAUUUUUGCUGACUAAAUUCACUUGAUUUGACAAUUAUGAAAUAAAAUAGUUGUCUGUUACUAGGAAAUUCUUUUUUCCUUUCCGGUUUGUAGUUUUAAUAAUUCUUUAACAUUCUGUAGAAGGUAACAAAAUGUACUUACCAGCACACAUAUUCAGUGCAAGUUUCAAUUGUAUUUCGAAUUUUAACAGAGUUAUUGACCCUUUUAAAAAAAGACAAGUACAAAAAAGGUGGGCGAUCUGAGUUUGAUUCCCGGAUGGUGCAGGUGACUGGUUAUAUUACUAAAGAUGUCAUUUUGUUUUUGCAAAGUCAUUUAAUUUUAUCUAUAUUUAAUUCGCUGUAACAUUCCUUUUUUUGUAUUUCGUAUGUUUUAGCACUCGGAACUGCCGUAACUGUUAUUUUUUUUCUGACUUUUCAAGAAAGCUGUCUGUCUUGUUUUUUUUUCUCUAUGUUAGUUUUUUGUUUUUGUUUAUAAGACAAAGUAGUUCACUGAAAUUACUGAUAGAAGUGGCGUUCAUUCAAUAACCAUAACAACAACAACAACAAAUCAUACAUACAUGUACAUCUUUUAACCUGGUUGUUUGUGAAAGUAAAAUUUGUAAUUCAUUUUUUACUAAACAUUGUUCUAAAGAUUGUAUUCCCCCUAUUUUCUGAAAUCAAAUACAAUUUACUAUGUUGUUAACAGCAUAAAAAGUUUAAGUCAUGACUUGCCAUUAUUCGAAGUAGUAAAAAGGGGGGAUAAUUUAAAAGUUAUUUCCCUUUAAGAAUUUUUAAUUCAAUUUAGCACUAAAUGCAAGUGACUUCUACAAGUUAUAUAUAUCUUGACUUGUGCAACAUAACAUCCCUUUGACUCUUGGUAUCGUAUUUUGAGCCUAAUAUAAACUCGCAAAACUUUUGCUGUUCUACAUUAGAUUAUUAUGCGUUUUGAUAUUUUGCCAUUCUAAUUUUUGUAAGUUUUUUUUCCCCUGUGUUAUACCUAGUUCAUCUGCUGACAUUUUCCGUGCCUUUGUCCAUGCUUUUACAUACUGAACACCUUGAAUCCUGACAAUGACAAUUUGUUUGUGUUAAUUGGAAUUGUUUUGAUAUUUCCUAAUUUAUAUGAUAUAUUUUAUAAAUAUUAUAAUAUACGUACCAACAGGCCUGUAUGCAGUAAAAUUGUUUAACAUUUCGAUGAAAACUGAUUUGAUUUUCGAAAAAUGAGUUUUACAUAUAAGUUAGGCAACAUAUUCAGCCGUCUGUCUAUAAGGGCUUAUCUGUUAUUGAGGUACAACAAGCUGAAAAUAUGCAAUUUUAAAAUGGCGUCCGCUUUUCUUCUAUUUAAAAUCAAAGGAAGGAAAUUACCUGCCAUGUUUUGCACAUUGUCCUAAGAUAAAAGUGAAAUGAAGUUUUUUUUUGCAGUCUGUUCCAGCACAGUAACAAUUAUAUAAAAAAACUAGUUUGGUAAACAUGUGCACACAGUUAUGUUACAACGCUCCAGAACAUUUUAACUAAAGAAAUCUGAUGAUUAUUUCACAGUGUAUUUCCAUUGUCAUUUGCAUAAUAUUGCUUGCCAGGAAAUAUAACUUUGCCAAAUAAGACCUUGGCAUUGAAAGUUAACUCCUUAAGCACUUCACAUGCUCUCUUGUUGAUGAUCACAUGUUGAAGGUCUUUUUCCCCCUUUCAUAUGGUUAAUUGUUUUGUAAGAAAAUUCACUGAGUAAGAACAGGUUACUCCCUACAAAAACAAAAUCACCAAUCUUG